Messenger RNA from Piliocolobus tephrosceles (Ugandan red Colobus), 1378 nucleotides. RefSeq names its product solute carrier family 25 member 47 (gene SLC25A47). The record is from RefSeq and is a predicted model, not a curated record. Gene Ontology annotation, biological process: transmembrane transport. NCBI's taxonomy places the organism in Eukaryota, Metazoa, Chordata, Mammalia, Primates, Cercopithecidae. The transcript is spliced from 6 exons. Gene Ontology annotation, molecular function: transmembrane transporter activity. Gene Ontology annotation, cellular component: mitochondrion. Bases 50 to 982 code for a protein of 310 amino acids.
GCCCUCUCAGGCAGAGGCAGACCCAGGGCCUCCCCACCACACCUUGUUCAUGGAUUUUGUUGCUGGAGCCAUUGGAGGCGUCUGCGGUGUCGCUGUGGGCUACCCCCUGGACACGGUGAAGGUCAGGAUCCAGACGGAGCCAAAGUACACAGGCGUCUGGCACUGCGUCCGGGAUACGUAUCACCGAGAGCGUGUGUGGGGCUUCUAUCGUGGCCUCUCGCUUCCCGUGUGCACAGUGUCCCUGGUGUCCUCCGUGUCUUUCGGCACCUACCGCCACUGCCUGGCACACAUCUGCCAGUUCCGGUACGGCAGCCCUGACGCCAAGCCCGCCAAGGCUGACAUCGCACUCUCGGGAUACGCCUCCGGCCUCGUCCGCGUGUUCCUGACGUCGCCCACUGAGGUGGCCAAAGUCCGCCUGCAGACACAGACACAGGCACAGGCACAGAAGCAGCAGCGGCGGCUCUCGGCCUCGGGGCCCUCGGCUGUGCCCCCCGUGUGUCCUGCGCCCCCAGCCUGCCCAGAGCCCAAGUACCGCGGGCCGCUUCACUGCCUGGCCACAGUAGCCCGCGAGGAGGGGCUGCGCGGCCUCUACAAGGGCAGCUCGGCCCUGCUGUUACGGGAGGGCCACUCCUUUGCCACCUACUUCCUUUCCUACGCCAUCCUCUGUGAGCGGCUCAGCCCCGCUGGCCACAGCCAGCCAGAUGUUCUGGGCGUGCUGGUGGCUGGGGGCUGUGCGGGAGUCCUGGCCUGGGCUGUGGCCACCCCCAUGGACGUGAUCAAGUCGAGACUGCAGGCAGACGGGCAGGGCCAGAGGCGCUACCGGGGCCUCCUGCACUGUAUGGUGACCAGCGUGCGGGAGGAGGGACCCCGGGUCCUUUUCAAGGGGCUGGUGCUCAACUGCUGCCGCGCCUUCCCUGUCAACAUGGUGGUCUUUGUCGCCUAUGAGGCGGUGCUGAGGCUCACCCAGGGUCUGCUCACAUAGCUGGUCCCCACGCCCAGCGGCCCACCCGCCGGCAGCUGCUGGAGGUUGUAGUGGCUGGAGGAGGCAAGGGGUAGUGUGGCUGGGGUUGGGACCCCACAGGGCCGUUGCCCAGGAAAACGAGGAGCCUCCCUGCAGUGAGUCGGCAGAGGCCUGAGCUUGCCCUGCCCAGCUACUGACCUCAGGUGGAGGGGCCCGCCGGCCAUCAGCCAGGGCUGUCCUGGGGUGGCAGGAGCCAGGGAGGAGGGGGCCUCUUUGAUGAGGGCGUGUGUCACAUGGAGUCAGUUGUUCAUCCCAGCUUCCCCGUGGCCCCCGCCUCCCACGUCUUUGGAGCAAACUUCUGGGGAGUCAGGCGUGUGCUCAGCCAACCUCUGUCCCAUUCCCAGACCCUUGUCCCCA